This is a messenger RNA of Colossoma macropomum (tambaqui), 4220 nucleotides long. It is a transcript of the gene creb1b, whose product is annotated as cAMP responsive element binding protein 1b. The transcript is spliced from 8 exons. Gene Ontology annotation, cellular component: ATF4-CREB1 transcription factor complex; nucleus. Gene Ontology annotation, biological process: regulation of transcription by RNA polymerase II. The coding region runs from base 319 to 1293 and encodes 324 amino acids. Lineage: Eukaryota; Metazoa; Chordata; Actinopteri; Characiformes; Serrasalmidae. Gene Ontology annotation, molecular function: DNA-binding transcription factor activity, RNA polymerase II-specific; protein binding; cAMP response element binding. The record is from RefSeq and is a predicted model, not a curated record.
CACUUAAAGGUAAUCCAUCUGCACAACACACAUCCAACUUCAAUGCUCCUCUACCCACGUUCGAGUCGUCUUCAUCCACACCCUUCACACUUUCGUAGUACUCCGCCUAAACCCGAGUGCACUUCGGCAAUCUUCGCCCGUCGUUCGAUAAGUUCCGUCAGCGCUUCGGCUGCGCUGCUGAAGCUGGUCGUGCUUGUUGUUGUCCUCGGUGACGCGGCGGAGGUGUAGCCUGACGCGGCCUCUUACGUGUCGGCCUGAAUAAAAAGUGGAGCUCCGAGGGCUCGGGAGUGACGGAAGGAGUCUGUAAUUGCUAACUCGAUGACCAUGGAGUCGGGAGCCGAGGCCCAGCAGGGUGCAGACACAGCUGUGGCUGAAACCGAGAGCCAGCAGAUCACUCAGGCCCAGAUCGCCACUCUCACCCAGGUGACCGUUGGUGCAGGUCAUGCCACCGCUACCGGGCCCACAGUCACUCUUGUGCAGCUGCCCAAUGGCCAGACGGUCCAGGUUCACGGAGUGAUCCAGGCAGCCCAGCCCUCCGUCAUCCAGUCACCGCAGGUGCAGACAGUGCAGAUCUCUACAGUAGCGGAGAGUGAGGACUCGCAGGAAUCUGUGGACAGUGUGACCGACUCUCAGAAACGCAGAGAGAUCCUCUCCAGGCGCCCUUCUUACAGGAAGAUUCUGAACGACUUGUCAUCAGAUGCUCCAGGAGUGCCGCGAAUCGAAGAGGAAAAAUCGGAGGAAGACGCUGCACCUGCCAUCACUACAGUUACUGUGCCAACACCAAUUUACCAGACAAGCAGUGGCCAGUACAUCGCCAUCACGCAGGGCGGAGCCAUCCAGCUGGCCAAUAACGGCACAGAUGGCAUUCAGGGCUUGCAGACUCUCACCAUGACCAACGCGGCAGCCGCCCAGCCGGGCACCACCAUCCUGCAGUAUGCCCAGACCAGUGACGGUCAGCAGAUCCUGGUGCCCAGCAAUCAGGUGGUGGUGCAAGCUGCUUCAGGGGACGUUCAGGCGUACCAGAUCCGCACAGCACCGGCGAGCACCAUCGCCCCGGGAGUGGUCAUGGCCUCGUCACCUGCCCUGCCCAGUCAAGGGGGCGCAGAGGAGGCCACACGCAAAAGGGAAGUGCGGCUCAUGAAGAACAGGGAGGCUGCGCGCGAGUGCCGUCGGAAGAAGAAGGAAUACGUCAAGUGUCUGGAGAACCGCGUGGCCGUUUUGGAGAACCAGAACAAAACACUCAUUGAGGAACUGAAAGCUCUAAAAGACCUGUACUGCCAUAAAUCUGAGUAACGUCCUCGUCCACGUCUGUCCUCCGUCUCGGUGGGCUCGAGUGUACCUGUACGGAGACUGUGUGUGAGCUCACCCCCGGACCGGAACGCAUGUUUUCUAAAUGUACUUUUUUUUUAAACACUUCAGACUGCCUGAACGAACACGAGAAACAUGCAGGGACUUGCACCCCCAUGGCCAAAAUCUCAUCAGCACCAAUGGAUCACGUCAUUACCGAGAAAUUGGCGGACGGCAUUAUAAGACUUACGAUGGAUGACUCUUCAACUCCAGACCCCUUUUUAACUCAACAGGUUUGCUGGGGGAAAAAAAAAACACAUACUGGUUAUUGCUGUUGUUAUCAUGUUGGUUUAGAAACGACAGAGAAGAGAAAAUCAAAUAUAUAUUUUAAGAGCAGCUCGGUUCUGCUGUUUAACUCUGUCAGAAUGUCUCUGCAAGUCAAAGAGUCAGCCAGAAUCAUAUUAUCUUUAAACGGAUGUAGAGAAAAAACAAGUUUUUUUUUCCUGAAGUGUCAGAUUUUGACCUAUAUUUGUCUGACUGUUACUAACAUUUGGUGUCAAAUGUUUGCAUUUUUUUUAAACUCACGUUUAUACCAUGAAAAAUAUUGUUAAAUUUACUUUUGAUGCCUUUUAAAAGAUAUAAAUGUAUGAAAGUAGAUGUAGAGAAUAUAAGGCAUUUAUAAAUUAAUUAUCUAUAGGAAAUUAUUCUAGCCAUGUACAUUUUUGCAUUUGACUAAUGACUGCAUUUUGUUCUUGGGGCAUAACCUUGGUGUCCAGCCAGCAGUGGUCAUCUGGAUCUGUCGCCAUUGAUCUGGCAUGACCCCUCGUUUUGCAAAUGGACGUUCCAGUACGAGUUACUUCGCUUUCCAUGCACACUUAAGAAUUUUCUUGUCUAGAAUAUGGCUCUGCGUACUGGUUGGCUGAGUGGAGGUGCUAAACUGGAGGUGGGAUUGUUCAGUUAAAGCAGGGGUGGGGAACUCCAGCCCUGGAGGGCCGGAUUCCUGCACAGUUUGGUGACUUUCCAGCUCAAGCACACCUGAUUCAGCAGUUAAUUACCAGGUAUGGUUGGUGUGCUAGAGCAGGGAAUCUGCUGAACUGUGCUGGCCCUCAGUUCCCCACCCCUGCAUUAAAGGCCUUUAUACAACGAGCGGGAUUUUAUGUGCAAUUUAUCCAUAAAUUGAUGAUAUCUAGCAGACCGAACGCAAUUUUUAAAAAAAAAAAGGGUUUUUUUUGUAAUUUGCCCUCAGUUUGAUUGUUGCAAACUGUCACAGGCGGCGUAAACUCACUCAACUAGUCACUUUUGUCUCUGGUGUUGUCAUGGCAAUGCCCAAGCUGACUGAUUGGUGUUCCAACAACUAAACUUUUUACUUUGACAAACGUCAGUUCUUUCACAGGCGGAGCUGCAUCUCCAAAAACGGCAACGUCUCCGUUGUAUACGAAUGUUUACGCGCUGCUGAUCCAAUGAAGUUUUGUUGAUCUUCUAAGUGAAAAUAAGUGAACACAUCCUCUUCAGAGAACACACUUCAGCACACUUUAAUGCACAAUCACUGAGUGUGUUUACAUGCACUUAAUGAUCCGAUAACUGCAGAAAAUCAGAUUUUGUCAGUAAUCAGAUCAACGUUUAUAUGCACUUAAGUAAUCAGAUAAUGGGGAAACUCCGGGUCUACGUGAGUCAGGCGGUAAUCAGAUUCCAAACGUGACAUAAAACACAAACUUCUUGCCGCAGCUUUUUUCGCUCCACUUUUCCUGAAAAUAUGAACCUUCAUCAUCUAGAAGAUGAAGAAUAUUUAAAUCUUUAAAUAUUAAAAUGUAGUCAGUUUCAGCUUUGCUCCAAAAGUGUUUUGCUGUGUCUCGCAGCGACGCUGCUCGCUUAUUUCCGGUACCGCUGUCUGUUUUCGCUCAUGUGCAGACUGAGAAGUCUGAAAGAAAUCAGAGUAAGAGUUACAUGCCUGAGAAAUCUGAUCACUGAGCUAAAAUCGAGCCUCUUUAUCAGAUUUCCUAAUCGGAUUUCCAGACUUUACUCUGAUCUAAGACAUCUGCUGUUUACAUGUCCAUUUGAAUAAUCAGAUAACUGCAGAAAUCUGAUUAUGAUCGGAUUAUUGAAGCAUGCAGACACACUCAAUGUUUAUUUGCUAAAUUGAACAUAUUGAGAGAAAACGUAAAAUGUGGCCUGUGCAAAAGUUAUGGCACCUUUUCUGUUACAUGUUUCAUUUUUAUUUUACAGUAUUUUAAAUUAAGCACGCAAGUAGAAAUUGUGCACUGAAAUUGGCAUUAGACAUUCUUUGUUCUGUUCCCAAAUAUUUUGCAUAUUGUUUGUCAUUUCGCGUCUCGUUCGUUGUUUAGCAGGUGGGGAACCAAUCUCAUUCCCUUCCACUCAGUUCCACAAAGAAAGCAGAUUUUUGCGGAACUCAUCAAGGCUGUAAAACUGGCUCGAGCUGCUCUUGUUGCCACAGCGUUUCCCAUCCUUGCACAACCGAAACCUUUGCGAUGGGCUCAAAUUCAUUUGGGCAUUCGGUUUCCAAAUGUCAUUAAAGCAGUGAUUCAAACUGAUACGAUUAAACAUGAUCAAAGACUUCUUAUUUCACUGGUUUGAAUUCUUCUGAUGUUUCUUUUUUUCAGAUUUGUCCUCAGAUCUGUUGAGCUAUUCGUGAAUUUUUUUUCUUUAGCUUCUUCUUAAGCACCUGAAAGGCAUCCUGUAUAACAAGUAUUAAUAUCUCUUUGGCAUUAUGGCAUGUUUAAACUUAUGUUUUUGUAUAUCAUUUUUAACUUUGAUAUCUAUGGUUAUUUUUUUGCAUUAUGUCACAAUGGAUAUGGAUUCGAUGUCUUUGUAUUUGAUGCAUCAACACGUAAAUAGAGGGUACAAGUAUAUGUCGUUAGUCUACCAUGACUGUUGCAUUUUUGGCAGCUAUUUCAUAAAAAAGACGUGUGUGGAAA